Molecule: messenger RNA, 990 nt
Organism: Fomitiporia mediterranea MF3/22
Lineage: Eukaryota; Fungi; Basidiomycota; Agaricomycetes; Hymenochaetales; Hymenochaetaceae
Exons: 4
Coding region: 53-850 (265 amino acids)
Biological process (GO): post-translational protein targeting to membrane, translocation
Cellular component (GO): Sec62/Sec63 complex
Source: RefSeq, a predicted model, not a curated record
CCAUUCGGCGGUGGUGAAGCUCAUCACUGCCAAAAAAUAGCUCUUCUUCACCAUGGCGUCCAUCCUAGCCCCAGUUCUCUAUUUAAUAAUUGUCGUCGGCGGACUUGGCAUAUUCAGCUCCCUAUACCGGAAACGUUCCGCAAACAGGAAACUCGAACCAUACUUUCCCUCACAUCCAGAACGCGACGCCUACGUUACCCUCCUCGGACUAACCAACCCCCCAGCACCCGACUCACUCCUCAAAGCCGCCCUCAUCCAACGCGCAUGCGCAGACGUCCGACGCGUUAUCCGUCUUCGCGAUGACAAACCGGCCGCACAAGCUCUUCUCCAAAAGGGUUCGAUCGGUGACGACCUCUGGAAUGCCAUACUCGCUGCAGAGAAAGAAACCGAGGCGGAGAUUUUGGAAGUUAUGCAUGAGGCGAAUAGUUUCAUGAAUGGUUGGGGACAGUUUAUCUUCAAUAGCGCGGGCGAGAUGGUUCAGAAUGAGAAAGUACGCAAGAUGUUGGAGGAAUACCCCAAGAUGCGUGCGGAAGCUGAAAGCAAAUACGGUUCAAAGAAAGUACCAGUAAACAAGUCAACAAGCACCGAAACUCCACUAACCGUCAAAGUCGAGACCGUAGCUCCAAAGACCGAACAACGAUCUCCUACACCACAACCUUCACAACCUCAACCUCCCGCUAACGCUCCACAACCAGCGACCUCAACGUCGAAUGGUAGCUUAGCACCUCCGACUGUCGGGGCGGAUGGAGACAGCGCAGCUUCAAUGAGCGACGGUGAAAUCAUUUCGGUACCUUCUAGUCCUGGAAAGCCUUCAAGGAAAUCUGGCAAGAAGGGCAAGAAGCGAAAGUAAAAACUCCGUGCACAUGCUAUCCUUCUUUCCACCUUUCUACUGUCUCCUUUACAUAUCCCGUUUACCCUAGCAUCAUGUACGUUGACUCACCUUAGGUACUCAAAAUAUUCAUCUGUCGGGUAGUAAUUCGACAUCUCCGC